This is a messenger RNA of Sparassis crispa, 957 nucleotides long. RefSeq lists its product as hypothetical. Bases 1 to 957 code for a protein of 318 amino acids. The transcript has 2 exons. The record is from RefSeq and is a predicted model, not a curated record. Lineage: Eukaryota; Fungi; Basidiomycota; Agaricomycetes; Polyporales; Sparassidaceae.
AUGCUCUCCGUACUUCCGAAUGAACUCAUCGACAGAAUCAUCGACUUUCUGUGGAACGACCGAAAGGCGUUGCACAACUGCGCACUGGCCUGCCGCCUCUUCCUUCCUUCGAGUCGUUAUCACCUCUUCAGUCAUAUUCGUGUCACUAGUCGUGCGGGCCUCGGCUCUGUCCUGAAUGCGUGGAGAAUCUCCUACCUCUGCAAGGUCAUCAGAUCUCUCGAUCUAGUCGAGAGGCAGGACGAGCAGUGGGUCCACCUAACGCAGCAUGUCCUGGGAGAGUUUCUGCAUAGAAUAGAGUCGCUCACUGUUCGACACGUGAACUGGAGCGAGUCGCCCCCAAGCUUCUUCCUGGUGCUGCCGGUAUUCACGCAACUUACUCAUCUCGCGCUGCAUGACUGCCUCUUCACUACGUUCUAUGAUCUACAGCAGCUCCUGUGCGAGCUUCCGCGGCUGGGAAAUCUGACCAUUGGCGCGGAAGUGCGGUGGAAAUUUGGAGAACCUGCCUUUCUGCCUUUAGAAUUUCCUUCCCCCGAAGCCCGGGUCUCGAAUCUAUGCAUAACUGCGUUGUGUGUGCUUCCUGUUUUAGGCGUGCUUUCUACAGAUAAAUUCGUCACCGCUAUUCUCCAAUGGCUCACCGGGCUAAUGCUUCCCUUGUGGAGGAUGGAAUUGACCAUCAGCCCAGUCGCGGGACGGCUUAUCCAAGCUAUGUUGGCGACUCUAGAACAUCUGGCGUUGAACAUAUAUGAUCAGAUUGCAGAUGCGUCGCUUGGUCUGUCUCAGUGCAUGAAUCUGCGCGCUCUAUCGCUCAAGUUCUGUGAACCGUACAUUGGUAUUGCGAAUUCGUUCGUUGACAGGACAUCUCUCCUGUGCGACAUACUCUCUUGUGUUCCCGCGGAAAACUGUCUCGCGCAGCUCAAGGUAGAUGUGUCCUCUGUGGUCGUGAAGGAUAUCGACUAG